CAUGGAAGCUUGGUGAUUUUGAUAAGGUUUAUAUUGAGUUAACAAAAGAUGUUGCCUGUUUGCUCUGCCACUCAGUGUUGUUCCUCUCAUUCUCAGGGAAGGAAGACGCCAUACUUAUUGAUGUCCAGCCUGAGGCAAGAGAGUUCUCAGAGAAAGAGAUGGCAUUCCUGAUCUUAGGCGAGCCGCUCGGUUUCGCUAUGCAAGACAGGUACCAGAGACCAUACUUGGUCCAAGGUGGCUUCCAGUCUUGGGUAAAACAAGGUAUCCAAGUCAAGGAGCUUAAACCUGAGACCGUGCUAACCAUACUUAAUGAGGGUUUUGCUGCAGCAUCAUAUGCAUUGCUAGGUUUGCACAUUUGCUUCCUCAUGGACAGGCUCUCUAUUACUUUUCAAGAACAACUCCCCAAAAUGUUGAAGAGUUCAGUUAGUGGGAGAAGACCUUACAAUUUGUUGCCAUCAUUGGCAUCAGUCAGGCGUUUGCUCUCUUCUGUUAGACUUGGAGUCCAGGCAUUUUCAUGUGCAGCAGGAAAACUGGAAAACAACCGCAUUGGUUUACCUACAUCACCUUCAUCUUCAGAUGUUCAAAACCGGGGGCUGAAAGCUGAAUCCCAACCAUCUGAAACUAAAGUUCAGAAUCCAUCACCUGAAUCAGUGACUCCAUUAAAUGAGAAAGUAGAUCUUUCAGAAGCAUAGGCAUCGAGGCGGCAUUUACUGGAGUGUGGUGUAUAAUUCUGAUAACUUAACUGAGCUGUACAUGUACAAAGAAUAAGAAACAUUCUAUCAGUGCUAACCUCUUGGAAAACAAAUUUUGUAUGUUAAUACCAGAUAAAAGAACAAGUUUUGUACAUUUCUCUAA
Molecule: messenger RNA, 855 nt
Organism: Populus trichocarpa (black cottonwood)
Lineage: Eukaryota; Viridiplantae; Streptophyta; Magnoliopsida; Malpighiales; Salicaceae
Exons: 8
Coding region: 159-692 (177 amino acids)
Biological process (GO): cellular response to calcium ion; regulation of stomatal closure; de-etiolation
Source: RefSeq, a predicted model, not a curated record